Messenger RNA from Morus notabilis, 708 nucleotides. Its product is annotated as TMV resistance protein N-like. Gene Ontology annotation, biological process: signal transduction. The record is from RefSeq and is a predicted model, not a curated record. The transcript has a single exon. The coding region runs from base 109 to 708 and encodes 199 amino acids. NCBI's taxonomy places the organism in Eukaryota, Viridiplantae, Streptophyta, Magnoliopsida, Rosales, Moraceae.
UUUAUUUUAAGGUCUGCAACUUCUUCUCAAGCUUUAGUCUUGCUUUUAUCAAACUUUGCUUCUCAAAGGCGUCAAGUCGCUAAGAGAGCUUUCAUUCCCUUUGUUGACAUGGAUGGUUACGGUGUUUCUCCUUCUUCUCGUUCUUCUAUUUGUGAGGAAUACGACGUCUUUAUCAGUUUUAGAGGUGAAGACACGCGCGAUAACUUCACAAACCAUCUUUAUACUGCAUUGACACAAAAGCAUAUCAAGACUUAUAUCGAUGAGGAAAGCCUUGAGAAAGGAGACGACAUCAAUCUUGCACUUCCUGAAGCAAUUAAGAAGUCAAAGAUUGCGAUAAUCAUUUUCUCAAAAGAUUACGCUUCUUCAACCUGGUGUUUACGUGAGCUUGAACAUAUACUUGAAUGUCACCGAGACAAUAAACAGAUGGUCAUACCUAUUUUUUAUGGAGUAAAUCCAUCUGAUAUACGGAAACAAAAAGGAAGUUAUGCAAAGUCAUUCAUAAAGCAUACAAAACGUUUCAAGAACAAAAAGGACAAAAUGGAAAUGGUUAAGAAAUGGAGAGAUGCUUUAAAAUACUCAGCUGAUCUAUCUGGAUGGAACUCACGAGUCACAAGGUAUUUGUUUUUUCACUCAUGUUUCUACAGAAAGUAUUUACAUAAACGUAAUGAAGGAAUACAUGCACACAAACUUUUUUCUAGAAGCGUAUGA